Molecule: messenger RNA, 3435 nt
Organism: Zalophus californianus (California sea lion)
Lineage: Eukaryota; Metazoa; Chordata; Mammalia; Carnivora; Otariidae
Gene: ADAT2
Product: adenosine deaminase tRNA specific 2
Exons: 6
Coding region: 128-706 (192 amino acids)
Biological process (GO): tRNA wobble adenosine to inosine editing
Cellular component (GO): nucleus; cytoplasm
Molecular function (GO): zinc ion binding; tRNA-specific adenosine-34 deaminase activity
Source: RefSeq, a predicted model, not a curated record
AAUUCGCUCCCGAGUGCAUCGCCGUUCGACUUCCCUGGAAACGGUGGCCCGCAGUCGCCGCGUUCCGUUACCAGCGCUUCUCUGCAGCCCCAGCCUCUGGCGCCGAGCGUCGCGGCCCGGGUGCGGUAUGGAGGCCAAGGCGGCGUCCACGCCGGCUCCUGGCGGCGGCGCGUGCUCGGUGACGGCCGAGGAGACCGAAAAGUGGAUGGAGGAAGCGAUGCAAAUGGCCAAGGAAGCCCUAGAAAGUACUGAAGUUCCUGUUGGCUGCCUUAUGGUCUACAACAAUGAAGUUGUGGGGAAGGGACGAAAUGAAGUUAAUCAAACCAAAAACGCUACUCGACAUGCAGAAAUGGUGGCCAUCGAUCAGGCCCUAGAUUGGUGUCAUCGAAGUGGCAAGAGUCCUUCUGAAGUAUUUGAACACACUGUGCUGUAUGUCACAGUGGAGCCCUGUAUUAUGUGUGCAGCUGCUCUCCGCCUGAUGAAAAUCCCACUGGUUGUGUAUGGCUGUCAGAAUGAACGGUUUGGCGGCUGUGGCUCCGUUCUAAAUAUCGCUUCUGCUGAUUUACCGAAUACUGGGAGACCAUUUCAGUGCAUUCCUGGAUAUCGGGCCGAGGAAGCAGUGGAAAUGUUAAAGACCUUCUACAAACAGGAAAAUCCAAAUGCACCCAAAUCAAAAGUUCGAAAAAAGGAAUAUCAGAAACCUUGAACUUGUUCUGAUGGAAGGCUGAUGCCCCUCGAUGACAUUUUUGGACUGAAAGCUGUUGACAUAAUUGAAUCAUGUUUACAUAUGUCCUUAACUCCUGGGGAAAUCAUCUCUUACUAUUUGCUCUGUUGAGGGAACAAAUUAGCACUUUUUAAAAGUCUCCCAAUUAUAAACAAUGAUUAGCUUUUCCAUAAGCUUAACCGUAAGAAGUUCCAUAAGAAGAGGGGGAAAAAAAGAAGAUUGAGGUUUUAGAAAUUAGUAAGCAGCACAUAACCUUCUUGCCAAAAUCAUUGUGCCUAGGCCAGGAAAGUGCUGUUUCAGCGAAUGUGCAUCCAGACCCAGUUAGCUGGCGUGUGGCCAGACUGGAGUGCGCCACACCGUGGACACCUGCUUUAGGCCUGGCUUUUCAGAAUCGGAUCCUUUAUUCUUUGUAGCCACUCUAUUCUCCCAGGGGUCGAGGGCCUGUGACUUCCUUGGAAUUGGUAUAGGAGUUAUGAACACCUAGACUAUGAAUGCGUGCUCCUCAGAACAGGUUUUUGUUUGUUUGUUUUUUUUUUUUUUGCUUUUAUAAAGCAGUUAGAGAAAAUGCAUACUUUUAAAACAAGUACUUGAGCAUUGUUUUUAAAUCAUAGCAUAUCGCUAUAAUAAAACCAUACUUAUGCCUUCUUUGAGGAUGAAGAUGAAUAUUUUCUUAAAGAUAAAAGAAGCAUAAAUGAGACAAUUCCUUAUUGAGCAGCUAUACUAUGCCAGGCUCCAUUUGUUCAUCGAAUCCGUGAACAAAACAUGGUGCUGCUAUUCUAGCAGGGGAAGACAGAUAAUACGCCUUAUAGAUUAUAUAGUAUUUUAGAAGAUGUUAAGAAUUAUGGCAAAAAGAAAAAGAACAGGGUAAAGGCGAUGGAUGUGGCAUUUGGGGUUGGGACUGCCAGUGUUGCACAAUUAAAUACAAUGGUUCAUUUAAUCUGAAAUCAAGUUGUCAUUUAUUUUUAUAAAAGUCCAGAUUUAGAAUUAAAAUCUAAAAUUUAAAAAUGUGCACGCAACCUUGGAAAGGGUCUCUGCGGCAGGAAGUCCCAGAUACUCAGCUUUCUGACUGCAGCAGUACGUGAGAGAACAGCCUUGCAGAGCCACACUGGGGUUCGCUGCAUCUGCCCAGAAGGGGGCCUCGCCGUUCCACCAGAAGCCCAGCUCCGGGCCCCUGUUGCAUUUCUUCAGUGGAUUCAUUUCCUUGAUGCAAAGCAUCUGUAUUUGUUGUUUCUGCCAUUUGAGCGAUGUCUGACUUGUUUGUUUUGAAUUACAUUACAGGCUGGAAUGUAAUUGUGGUGAAAGUAUUUUUAUAUUGCUGAGAGUAGCAGCUAAUCACAGUUACAUGCUUCAGAGGACUUAACGAUUGCUUGGUUUUGUACGUGUGUGUUCUUAACUGCAUUUGAGAAAUUUUAUGGAGAAGAAUAUGCAUACUUUUAAAUCUGUAAUAAUGUUACAUGUAACUUCUUUUCAGUUUUACCUACUUUAAAAAAUUACCUCUUCAUUAGAUUUUGGCGUUUUGACUAGUUUAUUCCUUUUUGCAGUUGGUCAUAACUCCUUUCUGGCUCCUUACGCUUCUCUGCAAGUUGACCUCAGUGCACUCACUGUCUUCCUAUCAUCGUUUUCUCCGGCAUUAUUUGUAGACGGAAGACCUGGAUUCUUUCCUCCGCUGCCAGGAAGGACCAGUGAGUCUGGCUAAUGCAUCUAGGUCAAGUAGGUUCUUGGUAAACAUUUGUUAAAUAAGAUUACUGAUUGAAGUUUGGAGAAAAACGAGUAAAAAGGGGGAAUAGCUAGGGUAAAAUCAAAGCAAACAGUAUUUUAGGGUAUUUUAGCUUAUAGGUUGUCAAUACGAAAAGUGUCAAGAAAGCAAUCAAACGAAACCAGGAAGGAGAGAAAAGACUUGCCGAUACACAUAUGUUCUAUCUCUUUUGUGUUUUGGAGAAUGGGUACUUCCUAAUUCCUAAGCAUGGCUGAAAACUUUAAUUUUGGUUACGACCUUUUUGAUUCUGUCUCCAGUGACUGACUUAUAGAAAAGUCUCUCCUGUAUUUUUGGUCUUAGGCAGAGUUUCCUCUUCUGCUUUUGGGGAAAAAAAUCAGGUCAGACGGCAUAUGGCAGAUUGGAGGUCAGCUCCUCUAGUGCCGAUAUAGGAGCAUCGUGAGGGCAUAGGCACGGAGGCUACAGGAUUCUGAUGGCAGUCUCAAAGCGGUGGGGAGCCGUGGAGGUAUGAUGAGCUAAUCCUGCCUCCUGAGUCCACGUUCUCUAGCUACCCAGACAUGGCUUAAAAUACUAGGAUGCUCCAGUUCAGAUUGAAUCCAGUUGAUUGACACUGAUAGUGCCUGCCAAAGAGACAGCUGAGAGACUUGUUUCGUGCAUGGGAUGAUUCUGGAAGUUGUGGGAUGUGAAAAGGUUUUAGAAUCACGGCCCCGUUUGGGGGAACUAGUAGGAAAUGAUUGCAUGUAAGUUGCUAGAGUAUCCAUUGUUUGCUGGUCUUUGCCGAGGACUCGGCUGAGAAUGGGUGGUGUGUAAUGCUUUGGCAGGCUUCAAUCACUGAUAAAAGAUUGUGUUAAAAUAUCUUUUCACUUUCUUGUUACUUGGCACAAGCAUCUCUUCCUGUGUUGCAUUUGGAAUAUUAUGGAGGGAAAAUAGAUAGCCAAGAACGCCAAUGUAGGAAAGAACUGUUAAUUUUUCUUUUCUUUUAAAGAUUUUAUUUAUU